Molecule: messenger RNA, 3105 nt
Organism: Botrytis fragariae
Lineage: Eukaryota; Fungi; Ascomycota; Leotiomycetes; Helotiales; Sclerotiniaceae
Product: putative rna-binding protein
Exons: 6
Coding region: 1-3105 (1034 amino acids)
Biological process (GO): post-transcriptional regulation of gene expression
Cellular component (GO): cytoplasm
Molecular function (GO): mRNA binding
Source: RefSeq, a predicted model, not a curated record
AUGGCAUAUUCGAAUAGCACUAGUGAUCGAAUGGACGAGUUGCGAUUUCGUAGCCAACAGGCAUCGAGGAAUGAUGCGUCCAUGCUCGGUCUUGUUUCUCCUCCUCGAAAUGGAAACCGAAUGCCACAAUCGUUACAACCUCAAGAGAGUCGUGGAGGACUGACGAGAAGAUUCACUACCGAUUCAGGGAGAGUUCCAACAAUUGCUUCUAUCACCACUCAGCGUACCGCGCAAGAAUCUCAGGAAUACGGUCCCUCGACGUACCAUAAAGUACAACUGUUAGAGAAAAAGAAACUCGAAUACGAGAGGCUCCGUGAACAAAAGAGGCGGUUCGAGGCGGAGAUGCAAUUGUUGGACCUACAACAACGAAGAGACGAGCAAGAGUUACAGCAAAUGCAAGAAGAUCUUGGUCGAUCUAAUAACAAUAAUAACAACGCCGGCCAUCAAUCAGAACCAACCACACCACCAGAAUACAGAGAAUCCUCAUCUGGAUUUCCUUCAGCAUUUUCUCGUCCUAAUAGAUAUUCGACAUCUAGCAUUACCUCUCCUCCAGGUCUUUAUAACCGUCCAGGAAGAUCUGGCUCUCAACUCACAUCGCCGCAAGCUGGAAUCAUGCAGUCUAGACUCAUAAUUGAUGACAAGCUACCUUCAAAGUCUGUGCCAGGCUCACGCCGCAAUUCAGAUGAAGAUGAAAAGGAGGAAGCAGUAAGACAAGAUCCAACCAGCCAUCGUUCCACCAAUGCUCUCAAUAGAUAUUCUAUGCCAGUUACUAAAUCUCGCAACGGUAUGCACGAUAUGUUGUCCCUUGACCAAACCAAUACCACUCGCUUUCUCUUCGGCGAAGAUGAGAAUGCUGCACCCGGAAGCGUUGAUAAAUAUUUGAAUAUGAACGCUACCGAUGACAAAUUCCCUAUUCUUGUUCGUCGCGACGAGUUCCCUGGUUUGCUUUCCGCUUCUUCUGCAGCACUUGAUUUAGCUUUAUCUCAAUCACCUGCACCAGAGUCCAACGCUAAUGGUUGGAGUUCGUUUGCCCGCCAUCGACCAAAUCAACAAAGCCUUCCAAUGAAUAAUCUUCAAUCUCCUCAACAAAUUACAACCUCUAUUGGUCAGUCUAGCACCGCUGAGUCUCCCAUCAGUGUUCGCCCAUCCUAUCGUCAUUCCUUGGAUUUGAAGUAUUUUGAAGGCCCGCAGGAUGGUACUGCUCAAGUGACAUCUCCACCAAAGCACGUUCAAGCUACCCCACCAAAGCUUCAAUCAUCCUACUCUGCCAACGACGUCCCAACGGUUCGCACAUCUACAAACGGCAUGCAGAACAACAACAAUACUCCUAAUUCGCACGCUCAACAACACUUGCACAAUCAUAAUGCUAGCUUGGGUCGCAUUCCACCAAAUGCUAUGAACAGGCUUAGUCGUGAAAUGACUUCUGGAGACAAUGGCACUCUGCGUGAGGCUCAGAAUGGUUAUCAAUCGAUCCAAUCUGCCCUGCAAGCCAGUGCUGCACCUUUCGGUCCAGCUUUAACACAAGCCAUGGCUCAAGGCAUGUCUCAAGCUCAGAUGUCACCAUCUGUGACUUCUCCAACCGGCCAACAAAAUUACCCCACACCAGUUCAGGGCUAUUAUAAUAAUUAUGGUAUGCAUAUGAUGAGCUUGGGAAUGCAGAACAUGCAACUUGGUCAACAAAUGUACCCCCCUCCAAAUUCUUACAACAACUAUGGCAAUUCGAUGUAUCAACAACAUAAUGGUGGACAGAGAGAUAGUCAAGCACGAGUCAUUCAACAACGUCGUCAAAAUGAUGGAGAAGCAAUGAACCGUUUUGCAAACGUAGCCUUGGAGCAGCUUGGUGGCGAGAUCUACGCAUUAUGCAAGGAUCAACAUGGCUGCCGUUACUUGCAAAAGAAAUUGGAAGACCGCAACCCCGAGCAAGUUCACAUGAUUUGGCUCGAGACAAACCAACAUGUCAUUGAGCUUAUGACCGAUCCCUUUGGAAAUUAUCUUUGUCAAAAGUUGCUUGAAUACUGCAACGAUGAAGAACGCACUGUCCUGAUCGAAAACGCCUCGCACGAUUUGGUCCGCAUUGCUUUGAACCAACAUGGAACACGAGCCUUGCAAAAGAUGAUCGAGUUUAUCUCUACAGCAGGUCAGGUUCAGACAAUUAUUGGCGCUUUGCGAUACCGUGUCGUCGAGCUUAUCCAGGAUUUGAAUGGCAAUCAUGUCAUUCAGAAGUGUCUGAACAAACUCUCUCCAACAGAUGCCCAAUUCAUUUUUGAUGCCGUUGGACAGCACUGCGUUGAUGUCGGAACUCACAGACAUGGCUGUUGUGUCCUUCAAAGGUGCAUUGAUCAUGCUUCUGGCGAUCAAAAGGCUUGGCUGAUUAGACAGAUUUCGAACAAUGCUUACGUAUUGGUUCAGGAUCCUUUUGGUAAUUAUGUGGUUCAAUACAUUCUCGAUCUCAACGAGCCCAUCUUCACCGAGCCUUUGGUUGCUAUGUUUGCAGGCCGAGUUGCACAGUUGUCGAAGCAGAAGUUUAGUUCAAACGUCAUUGAGAAGUGUCUUCGAUGCGCCCAAGAACCUUCCAAGGACAUGUUGAUUGAGGAAAUGCUCCAACCUAAUCAGCUUGACGGUCUUUUGCGAGACUCAUUCGCCAACUAUGUUAUCCAGACCGCCUUGGACUACGCCAAUUUGAACAUGAAGACACGUCUCAUUGAGGCUAUUCGACCCCACCUGCCAGCUAUACGCACCACACCUUAUGGUCGCCGCAUUCAAGCUAAGAUUCAAGGCAAUGAAAACCGCGGAAAUACCUCGACUGGUCCCACCACUCCUAACGAUAACGAGACUGGUCAACUUGCUACUCGUCACCAACGUGGCAUGUCCAAUGUAUCAGCCGGUCCCUUUGCUAGCUCUCCCGGAGGAUUCCCAAAUGGCAUUGGUCCUGCACCCAUAACCAAUGGUUUACCACUUCCCGCAAUCCAAUCUCCAACUCAGCAAGGAGCUGGCUUUCCACCAAACAGUCGCCUUACUUCACCUGCCGCUGCUCACCCAUACAAUUAUGGUAGAGCUGGCGCUCAGCCUGGCACUCAGCCUGGAGCAGGUAGUGACUGGUUUUAA